Messenger RNA from Vitis vinifera (wine grape), 1177 nucleotides. RefSeq lists its product as uncharacterized. The record is from RefSeq and is a predicted model, not a curated record. NCBI's taxonomy places the organism in Eukaryota, Viridiplantae, Streptophyta, Magnoliopsida, Vitales, Vitaceae. Gene Ontology annotation, molecular function: DNA-binding transcription factor activity. The coding region runs from base 380 to 1177 and encodes 265 amino acids. The transcript has 3 exons.
UCCCGCUAUAAAUAUUUUGUGAGGAUUUUUGGAGAUUCUCACUCGUAUAGUUCAGCUCAUGGGAGUCAUUCCUAUGCCUGAAUGCUACGGCCCCGAGUCGAGUGUGGUUUCCAGAGAGGAGAAUUAGAUUCUAGUCAGUGCUUGGAUUUCUGGGCUAUCUCGGGUCUUAAGUAUUUUCUCGGAAAGAAGCAUUGAUUUUUCUCUUCUUACCAUUUGCUGAAAACAAGGGUGAAUUGGGCGUGUGUUUGUAUUUCUUCUACUUGUUUUCUUGCUUUGUCAAUUUGCAUAUAGCCGCUUUCUUCUCCACAGCCUCUGUGAUUUCGUUACCAUAUUGUUUGUGGGAGUCUUGGACUUCAAUUAAAACAAACCGCAGCAGAAAAUGUGUAACAGCAGCAAUGGGGGUGGUGGUGGGGGUGAGGAGUGGGACCCAUGUGCUAAGAAGCAGAAGCAUCAGCAAAAUAAACCACGGCAGAGAGGGCUUGGAGUUGCGAAGCUUGAGAAGAUAUUGAGAGAACAGAAGGAUAAGGAAGAGAACAAGGUGGCUGUUGCAGAAUUCUCUUCACGCUUGCUUUCUGCUCUUCCUCGGCAGUAUCAGCCUCCGUCUUCCUCUUUCCUCUGUCCAGUGUUGCCUCCGGUGACUGCACAGCCUCCCAUGACAAUGAUGAGUCUCUCUUCUUCGACUACUUCUGCUAUGCAUGUUCCUUUAACCUCGACAUCUGUCCCCUUUGGCCCAUCUCCCUUUACAGUGCCAGUCCUUUAUGGUAAUGCCGGCAUGAAUUCAACUAGUGGGGUUGGUGUUGGCGGUGGCAGUGGUGUCUUUGGUGAGCCCGCCACGGCUGUGCCGGGGUGUGGCUGUUUUCCCAGUUCUUGCGAGUCAAGUCUUCAUGGGGAUCCUAGGAUUGAAUCUAAUAGAAUGAAUACUGCCCCUCUUGUGCUGCAAAGAGAACAAUAUCCAUACCCAUCUCCAACGAUGAAUCCUUCUCCGUUGUCUGCCGCUUGGUCAACCUCGUUUUCAGCGGGACGAAAUCAUCAAAUAGAGCACCCUUCAAACCAAAGGCCUUAUGCCAACUACAAUUUCAUAAGGCCAGAGGAACAGAAGGCAUGUGCCAUUUUCCCCACUGCCCUUCUUUUGGACCUUCUCUUCUUCUCUUUGCUGAUUCUAGUUGAUUUAUUUUAA